Boleophthalmus pectinirostris (great blue-spotted mudskipper) is the source of this 1476-nucleotide messenger RNA. RefSeq names its product annexin A1a (gene anxa1a). Lineage: Eukaryota; Metazoa; Chordata; Actinopteri; Gobiiformes; Gobiidae. The coding region runs from base 177 to 1187 and encodes 336 amino acids. The transcript is spliced from 11 exons. Gene Ontology annotation, molecular function: phospholipase A2 inhibitor activity; calcium-dependent phospholipid binding; calcium ion binding. Gene Ontology annotation, biological process: negative regulation of exocytosis; negative regulation of T-helper 2 cell differentiation; regulation of cell shape. Gene Ontology annotation, cellular component: cytoplasm; plasma membrane. The record is from RefSeq and is a predicted model, not a curated record.
GCUGCGCAGUCUAUGUGCAGCGGUGAGGAGGGGAUUUGGGCUGAUCUGGACUCGCCCUUAACUAGGUGGAGUUUAUCCUGAAUAUAUAUAUACGGUCUUUGCCAAUGCUACGACCCUGGAAACUUAGCACAUCUUUCUUCUCGUAAAGUCGACCGGAAGACUGCAACAGAAACACCAUGUCUAUCAUUGAAGCCCUCAUGAGUCAGGCCGUUUAUAUGGGCAUGCCAGAUGAGUCAGUGCUGAAAAAUGAGGGAACAGUUACUGAAGCCCCAAACUUCAGUGCAAGUGGAGAUGCAGGCGUCCUGGAGAAAGCCAUCAAGACAAAAGGAGUGGAUGAAAACACCAUCAUUGAAAUCCUGGUCAAACGAAGCAAUGCGCAAAGGCAGCAAAUCAAAGCAGCUUACCAGCAGGCCAGUGGCAAGAGUCUUGAAUCAGCCCUAAAGAGUGCCUUGAAAGGAGACCUGGAGGAAGUUGUGUUGGCUCUCCUAAAAACACCAGCCCAGUAUGACGCUCAGGAACUUAAACAGGCCAUGAAGGGUCUUGGUACAGAUGAAGACACCCUCACAGAGAUUUUGACUUCACGCACCAACAGGGAGAUUCUGGAAAUUAAAGCUGCCUACAAGACAGAAUACAAAAAAGAUCUUGAGGAUGACAUCAAGUCUGAUACAAGUGGUGACUACAGGAAAGCCCUGUUGGAACUCUGUAAGGCUAGCAGGACUGAGGGAGUUGUUGAAGCGCUGAUUGACAGUGACGCCAGGGCUCUGUAUGAAGCUGGAGAAGCAAGAAAAGGCACCGACUGCUCUGCUUUUAUUGAAAUCCUCAUCACCAGAAGUGCCCCACAUCUCCGCAGAGUGUUUGAGAGGUAUUCCAAGUACAGCAAAGUGGAUGUGGCCAAAGCGAUCGACCUGGAGAUGAAAGGAGAUAUUGAAGCCUGUCUCACAGCUGUUGUGAAGUGCGCUGGAUGUAGGCCAGCUUUCUUUGCAGAGAAGCUCUAUUUGGCCAUGAAGGGUAAAGGAACACGAAAAAACAUCCUCACUCGUAUUAUGGUGAGUCGCUCUGAAAUUGACAUGAAGAAAAUAAAAGAGGAAUACAAAAAGAACUAUGGCAAAACACUGUACCAAGAUAUCCUGGAUGACACUAAAGGUGACUAUGAGAAGAUCCUUCUUGCGCUCUGUGGAGAAAACUAAAGUGUAAUGAGCUGAAUUAGGAAAAAUAUAUUCCAGCAACAUUUUCUGACACAGUGCUUUCUUCUGGAGAAAUUGCCAUCAUGAACUCCCAGGCUCAGCAUGUUGUAUGUUAGCAGUCUGAAAACUUUCACAGCAGCGGCAGUUUCAACAAACUUCACCUCAGCCCAGUUACAACUUGUGCUUUCAGUAUAUACUUGUUGCUUCCAAAGAAACCAAACCUGCAAUGAACAAUACAUGUGCCAAUUAUAUAAAAAAAUAAAUAUGUUAAAUAAAAAAUGUAAAAGAUAAA